AUGGCAACCAACUACGAUCACAUCAUCUUCGUCGCCAGAAGCUCGAUCGACCGAAACCAGAUGACCAGCCAGAGAAGAGAGAGCGACGCCGACCUACACGUUAGCCUCGAAUACACCAAAGCAUGCUACGAACAGGCCUACGGACCCAUCAGGGGUCUCUGCGAGUUUCAUACCUUUGCCUGGCCCUCAUACCUCGAGUUAUCCCCGUCCAGUCCAACCGUUCGCUUCUUCGCCCGCCGUACGGCCGCGCUGAACAUCAUGGGUCGAAACAUGAUGGUCGUGCUCAACGGCUGGGACGGGUUGACCUCGAACGGAAGAACCUUCACCACGUUGUUCAGAGAGCAUGCUUCCCGGAUUACGCUUCGCAUCUUCGCUGAUCAACCUCGAUCGUUCUACCAGGUCAACGUGGCGCAAAUCUUUGAGCUGUUCGCUGGCAAUAUCCUCAUCAACCCGUACCUCGAAGGCAUGAGCCAUGAGCCGCUUGAUGACGGGGUCAUUCGUAUUCUGGACAGCAUGGAAUGUCAGCUCGAAUAUUCCACCGCGUUGUUCUAUCGUUACUUCAGGGCAUUCGGAGCGCUCCAGCUCAACUGA
Penicillium brasilianum is the source of this 591-nucleotide messenger RNA. The record is from the annotation of a GenBank genome assembly. Lineage: Eukaryota; Fungi; Ascomycota; Eurotiomycetes; Eurotiales; Aspergillaceae.